Messenger RNA from Sarcophilus harrisii (Tasmanian devil), 2226 nucleotides. RefSeq names its product solute carrier family 25 member 48 (gene SLC25A48). The transcript is spliced from 8 exons. Bases 231 to 1145 code for a protein of 304 amino acids. Gene Ontology annotation, cellular component: mitochondrion. Gene Ontology annotation, biological process: transmembrane transport. The record is from RefSeq and is a predicted model, not a curated record. Gene Ontology annotation, molecular function: transmembrane transporter activity. NCBI's taxonomy places the organism in Eukaryota, Metazoa, Chordata, Mammalia, Dasyuromorphia, Dasyuridae.
AUAACUCCGAACCAGGCACGGAUUUGGAGAAACCCCCGGGUUUUAUCUCAGCUGCCCGAGGCUGGAUCGCUAACGGGCUGCACGUGCAAAGGAAGCUGAAUGGGGCUUGUAAACUUCUAAAGGCUUCUCUAUCACCACCACCUCUAUCUGUCCACUUUAUUUCCCUGCACCCUUUCAAAAUAAACAAACACAUAGAUUGUCACGUGGAAUUGGAACGACAUUGCUACGUUAUGGAAGAUUUUUUGGCUGGCUGGAUCGGGGGUGCUACAAGUGUUAUUGUGGGUCAUCCUCUGGACACAGUUAAGACUCGCUUGCAAGCUGGAACAGGAUAUGGAAACACAUUAAAUUGUGUUCUCACUGUGUAUAAAAAGGAAAGUGUGACUGGAUUCUUUAAAGGGAUGUCUUUUCCAUUGGCAAGCAUUGCUGUCUACAGCUCUGUGGUAUUUGGUGUCUUCAGCAAUACUCAGAAGUUCCUUACACAGUACCGCUCUGGAGAGUCUAGCCAUUCACCCUCCCUGUCAGAUCUAAUUCUGGCUAGCAUGCUGUCAGGUGUGGUUUCAGUAGGACUUGGAAGUCCUGUGGACCUGAUUAAGAUAAGGCUACAGAUGCAAACACAGCCCUUUCUUAAAGCAAACCUCCAUUUGAAGCCCAGACCAAAGGAUCUUUGGAACCAACCUAAGUACCAGGGGCCUAUUCACUGCAUGACAUCAAUUAUCCGGAACGAGGGCUUAGUGGGACUCUACCGGGGGGCCAAUGCCAUGCUUCUAAGAGAUGUCCCAGGCUAUUGCCUCUACUUCAUCCCUUAUGUGUUUAUCUACGAAUGGAUCACUCCAGAGAACUACACAACCUCCAAUCCCUAUACAGUGUGGUUGGCAGGGGGCAUUGCAGGAGCAAUUUCUUGGGGAACUGCAACUCCCAUGGAUGUUGUAAAAAGUCGACUCCAAGCUGAUGGGGUGUAUUGCAAUAAGUACAAGGGGGUCAUGGAUUGUAUCUCCCAAAGCUACCAGAAGGAAGGACUUAAAGUAUUUUUCAGAGGAAUCACUGUGAAUACCAUUCGGGGGUUCCCAAUGAGUGCCACCAUGUUUCUUGGAUAUGAACUUUCACUUCGGAUAUUGAGGAGAGACCAAACAGUGACAAAUUCUUGAGCUCCAGGUCAACUUCCUUCUUCCCCAUUUGUUUGCGUGAUGUCAUCUGAGCAGAACUUUUUAUUCACCUGAGCCAAAUCACAAACUAUCCUCUGAAACUUGGAGAUUCUGGAAAAUAGUUUCAUGGGACACACACUUCCUGGGCUGAAAACUAGCUCCCAUCUCACAUUUUUGCAUCCUUUAUGCCUUCAGAAAAAGAUAUUCAGCAAAUCAGCCUUUUAAAGAUCUUUCACUCACAAAUUUUAAGCACCUCAAUCAUAAUUCCCUAGGCGAGAGUCAAGGAAUACAACACAUAGUCAAUGGAACAUAUCUCCUUUUCUAUGAAGGGAAAGUAUUAUUAACAUUCAUUCAUUUUGCAUCUAAGUAACUGGGUUAAAUAUUGGGUCAUUCUUAUCAAGGUAUGGUGGACCUAGUUCACUAUAACUUUCUUAAACUCUUUUCUCUCUUUGUGAACUUUGAAGCUGUCACUAAGAUUUGAAAUAAAACAUUAAAAAUUCUACAAAGAUAUUUUUUUGUGAUGUACAUAGUUGCAUCUUUGUUUCUGGAGUCCUUGGAGCAGGGAUUUCUCUCCUUAAAGCCGGGAUCAGAAGAUUCUAACUAGAAAGUUAGAAAGAAUUUUGGGAAUCAUAAGAUCAUAGACCUAGCAGGGAAAGGGAACCUGAGGCACCUGAGGAUACAUGACUUGCCCAGAAUCUCACAUUGUCUGAGACAGGUUUCAAACUUAAGUAGAUGUGCCUGAAUCCCGAGCCAAUGUGAGCCCAAGAAAACUUUAAGGCAAGCAAUAAUAAAGGCUGCUAAUAAUUAACUCAUUUUGCUUCUUGGCUACCUUUGGUUUGGAUUAAAAGUGGACUUAUAAAUUUUCCUCAUGAAGUUUUUAAUUUAAUAUUCACAUACCAAUGAUUCAUUGCCUGAUCUAACCAUACUUUCAUUUGAAAAAUGAUCACUGUUGGGAGUAUUGCAGAAAAUAUUUCCUACCUUUCUGCCAUUAAAAUUAGCACUUCCACAACUUAAAAAAGAACUCCAGUAAGACAUUCUGAGUUUUGGCAAAUUUAAAGGCAAUGAUCACUCUCUGAGCUUUCUG